GGUUUCCCUCGUAGGAGGAGACCAUGGAUGAGUUGUGGGGCGCAUGGCACCCCGAUAGGACGUCCGGACAGAGAUGGGGCGGGUGCCAAGCCAAAGGCCUCGAUGCCUUUAGAAUGGUUAAAAUAUGGUGUGUAGUGGGAUUGCUUUUGUAGUUACAACACUAUUCUGAUUCUCACUCCAAGAGGCAGGUCCUAGUGUUGUGCUUUUCCUAAUUAAUGCCGACUUUUAAAAAGUAGGCCUGGAAAAUAUUGUGAAUUAAUAAGAACAACAAUAAAAUCCUGUUUACCCGUUUAAUAUGUUGAUAGGCGACUUCGCGGUUAAAAUUUAGGUUUUCUAGGAGGAAGUGUUCCUUUUGCUUGCCUUUGAGAGCUAGAAGCCUGGACAGUUUGCCUUUUAUCACCUGUGCUGUGCUUUAUCGUUUUUGCUAAUUAAUUUGAGUUACUUCAUAUGGUGGGGAAAGAACCUUAGUAAAAGUUCAUCCUAUUUAGCUCUUCGAGAAAAAUUUUUCGAGUAUGCCUUGUAUUUUAUUGGCUUCAGCUGAAUAGUUGUGGUGUAUUUAUGAAUAAAACUAAUAAGCUGAGAGAUUAAUUCAGGUUGAGAGAAAAGGAGUUGGAAAAUUUUGUAGGACAUCUGGCAGUGCUGUCUAGUUGGCAGUUAAAAAUACUGGUAUCUGGUUUUUCUGAAGUUAAUUUCAGUUAUAGAGGUUGGAAGCAGCAGUGGAUUUGUGAUAGUUAAUCCUGUUGGGGUGUAAAAGUACAGAAGAAGAACUGGGAUGGAAAUGCCAGUAUUAAGUGAGGGGUACAGACAGCGCUGGAGACCAAGGAGGAACGGUCCAGAAAGAGGAAGACUAGGGGACGGUGGCUUUGCAGAAGGUAGGAGAGGAAAGAGUUUGCUUUUUAGUUUUGCUUUGUUUUAAAGAUUUAGUUAUUUGAAAGGUAGAGAGAGAGACAGAGACAGAGAGAAAUUGAUUUACAUCUGCUGGUUCAUUCUCCAAAUGGUCGCGGAAGUCAGGACUGGGCCAGACUGAAGCCAGGAGCAAGAACUCCAUCUGAGACUCCUACGUGGAGUCAUUGUCUCCUACUUGGGCCGUUGUCUGCCUUCUUAGGUGCAGUAAAAAGGAGCUGGGUCAGAAACCGAACAACCAGGACUGAACCUCACUCUCCGGUAUGGGAUAUGGGAUGCCAUCAUCGCAAGAGGUGGUUUAACCCACUGUGCUACAGUGCUGGUCUGGAGGAGAGUGGGGGAGUUUUAAUGAGGAGAAAAGUCUGUCUAGGAGCCAAAUGAGGCAGUGGGAUCAGGAAGUUAGGAACUGAUGAAGCGCCUAUUGACUUUGGAUAGUUAGGAGGUGAUUAAUGACCUCAGCAAACUUAAAUGGCAAAAGCUGGAUUUGAAGUGUGCCUGGAAGAAGCGGCGAGAAGGUUAAUAAUAAAAUUGGAAGUUUUUACCUUCUGCUGGAUAUUGGAAAUUGAAUGUAAUGGCAACAGAAUUUAUAAAGAGUUGUUGUAGAGGAUGUUUCUAUGGCGAACCAGAAAAGCACAGCUUUUCUGGAGAAAGAGACUUGAAAGCCGCAGUUUCAGACGGUCAGAGAACUACCAUCUGUACACCUCCGUUGACUUCUGUUUCUGUAAAGCCUCAGAUUGGCUGUACUGAAGAUUAUUUGCUUUCCAAAUUACCAUCUGAUGGCAAAGAAGUACCCUUUGUAGUGCCUAAGUUUAAGUUAUCUUACAUUCAACCCAGGACACAAGGAACUCUUUCACAUCUAGAAGGCCUUGAAGGAUCUGCCAGGGCAUCCUUUGGAGACCGAAAGGUAGAGCUUUCCAGUUCGUGUCAGCAUGGCACUUAUGAUGUAUACAACCCAUUCUACAUGUAUCAGCACGUUUCACCAGAUCUGAGUCGGCGCUUUCCUCCCCACUCGGAAGCCAAGAGACUGUAUGGAUCAGUUUGUGAUUUAAGGGCCAGCAAACUUCCUAGUCCCUCUGGGCUAAGCAGAUCUAUGUUUGAUCUUACAAGUUCUUCUCAACGAUUUCUUCAGAGACAUGAUUCAUUAUCCAGUGUACCCAGUAGUUCUUCUUCAAGAAAGAAUUCUCAAGGCAGUAACAGGAGCCUAGAUACAAUUACUCUGUCAGGAGAUGAAAGAGAUCUGGGGAGACUGAGUGUGAGAUUGUUUUAUAAUUCUUCACUGGAGCAGAUAUGGAUCACAGUGUUACAGUGCAGAGAUUUAAGCUGGCCUUCUAGUUGUGGAGAAGCCCCGACUGUUUCUGUAAAAGGAACACUAACAUUACCCAAACCAGUGCAUUUCAAGUCAUCAGUCAAGCAAGGGUCACAUGCUAUUGAAUUUAUGGAAACUUUUGUAUUUGCUAUUAAACUCCAAAGUCUCCAAACUGUAAGACUUGUAUUUAAGAUUCAGACUCAGACUCCUAGGAAGAAAACCAUUGGAGAAUGCUCACUGUCACUCAGAACUCUUAAUACACAGGAAAUGGAUUACUCAUUGGAUAUAAUACCACCUUCAAAAGUUUCUGUUUGCCAUGCAGAACUUCAACUGGGGACUUGUUUUCAAGCAGUAAAUAGCAGGAUUCAGUUGCAAAUUCUUGAGGCACAGUACCUUCCCAGCUCAUCCACUCCUCUAACUUUGAGUUUUUUUGUGAAAGUGGGAAUGUUUAGCUCUGGAGAGUUGAUUUAUAAGAAGAAAACACGCUUACUGAAGGCCUCUAGUGGAAGAGUAAAAUGGGGAGAAACUAUGAUUUUUCCACUUAUACAGAAUGAAAAAGACAUUGUUUUUCUCAUUAAGCUUUAUAGUCGAAGCUCUGUAAGAAGAAAACACUUUGUGGGCCAGAUUUGGAUAAGUGAAGACAGUAAUAACAUUGAAGCUGUGAACCAGUGGAAAGAAACAAUCAUAAAUCCUGAAAAGGUUGUUAUCAAGUGGCACAAGUUAAAUCCGUCCUGAAGAUUUCAUAUAUUAAUGUGGUGAAGAACUUGACAUUCUUUUAGAAGACAUGAUUUCAGUUUGCUACCAAUAAGAGGAGACAUUUCAAUACAUUUGUUCAAUUUAUUUAUGAAAGACUUAAUUGUCGUAUAUAAUGGAUCUGACAGAAGCUAUAUAAAAGGCAUAAUAAAUUUUAUCAGAUAGCCAAAGUGAAGAAAAUGUUCUCAAAUGGUGCAGAAACAGACAAUAAAAUAAAAAGGGUAGUGUUAGGUAAACUAAAUUAUAAAACCUGUGAGAAUGUCAAUCACAGAUAAUUAUUUCUCCACUCUGCUUUUGCUUUUGUUUUUUAAGCUUUACCUAAAUACUGAAAACAUAGUCUAUCAAGUCUGUUAGUGUUAUCAGACCCUUAGAAGAUUUCACAGCUAUUUCAGUGCUAGGCAUUGUGGAUUAGAUCUUGGCUCUGCUGUUUACUUCUUGCUAUAUUUUUUCCUCUCAGCAAAAAUGAAUUGAACCAUUUUAACUAUCUUCUCUAUUUGGGGAAGUUUGUGCUAUGUGUUUAUAAUUUUUUUAUUUAUAGGCAUUAUGUUGCCACUCAGUAAGCUAUUUAUCACCAAGAAACUUCAGGAAUAGAAAACUGCAUUUUGGCAAGUAUAAAUGAAAACAUCAGAAGGUUGAAGCUUAAUUAGAGACCUGGAAUACACACAUGUUGCUGUUUUUUUUCCCUCAAAUAUUUUUUAUUUGGAGUUGAAAUAAGAGUAUAAUCCAUAUGGUCUCUCCUACUUAGCAUAAGUUAAUGAGCUUAAGUGGCAAGUUCAAUAUUUUGUGAUAAUCACUUCCUUGUUUUUAGUUUUUAACAUGUAAAUGACUUGUUCUGUAAUCCAUAUUAGAUUAUUUUCCACACUGUCUCCAUAGCCAUACGCGCAGACACUGUGUAACAAAUAUUUUCUUUUGUAGUCUUCUUUCAGGUACUUACUAGUCCUCAGUAUAUGGGAAUAACUUCAGCUUAACUGACCGUAAAAGGUGGGGCCAAAAAGAAUAUUUUUGCUAAUAAGCAGACCAGGUACUCAGGGUUCUCAGUCUUCCGCUUUUCUUUCUUAGUCCCAUCCAUGCUAAGAGAUGGUGAUAUUUUAAGCCAGAAAUAUACCUUGUUAUAAGCAUACUUUUUCAUUUCAUUUCCUAUGUUCUGUGUCUUUCAUUAAAAAUUUCCCAGAUAAACCCAUAGGUCUCUUUUUUCCUAGGUACCAUCUCCUCAAGCUACAAAAUGUGCAUAUUUUACACCCCCUUUGCUUCUGUUGCCUAGAUUUUAUGAUGCUAGUGGGGCUGCCACUAUGCAUUUUGACAUAAUGUUUUUAUAUAUGAUCGUAGCCAAAAGGGCAAGAAGCGGCAUCAUAAUUUGCUUAGAUUUGUGAAAAACGGCAUAUUGGUCUUUUAAGAGAAAUCUGUUUUGUGUGGUAGUAUUUUGAAUCUAGCACAGAUACAGUUAUUUAGCUAUUUUAUUUAGCUGUUUGGUUUUUUUUUUUUUUUUUAGACAUUUUUAGAGCUGUUUAAGGUUCACAGGUAAAUUUAAAGGAAGGUACAGAGAUUUCUUAUUUACCCACUUUCCCUAUACUCAACAGCCUCCCGUGCUAUCAACGUCUUGCACCAGAAUCAUACAUUUGUUAAAAUCAACAGCGUCGCCGGCGCCGCGGCUCACUAGGCUAAUCCUCUGCCUUGCGGCGCUGGCACACAGGCACACAGGUUCUAGUCCCGGUCGGGGCGCCGGAUUCUGUCCCGGUUGUCCCUCUUCCAGGCCAGCUCUCUGCUGUGGCCAGGGAGUACAGUGGAGGAUGGCCCAAGUACUUGGGCCCUGCACCCCAUGGGAGACCAGGAUAGGUACCUGGCUCCUGCCAUCUGAUCAGCGCGAUGCACCGGCCACAGCGCGCUGGCCGUGGCGGCCAUUGGAGGGUGAACCAACGGCAAAGGAAGACCUUUCUCUCUGUCUCUCUCUCUCACUGUCCACUCUGCCUGUCAAAAAAAAAAAAAAAAAUCAACAGUGUCACGUCAUCAUCACCCAAAGUCUGUGGUUUACAGUAAGGGUGAGGUUUCUUCUUGGUGUAUAUUCUGUGAGUUUUGACAAAUAUAUAAUGACAUGUACUCACCAUUACAGUAUCAUUUGUUUCAUUGUGCAAACUUUGCAAAUGUAGCUGUUUUAGUAGUUACCAAGUGUGUUUAUUGAAUUUUAGAUAAUAAAAGGCUUUAUUAAGUCAUAUUUUAACUUGGCUUUUAAUGAUUUUUUUUUUACAUUUUAAGCUUUUAUUUAGUGAGAAAGAUGCAUAGGAGAGUGAGAGCUUUAUUUAAGAGAGAGAGAGGUGAAUGGGGGUUCAUACCGAGCACCAGGAACCAGCCACGUGGAAGAGCAUCCAGGCCAGGAAGCCUAGAGCGCAUGGUCGUCGGGGAUACAGCAAACCCCUUCCUAGCAAGAGGCCAGGGAAAAAGAGCAGGGCUUUUAAUGAUUUUAUUUAACUUCUAAUAUUCUUACAAAGUGUAUGAUAUAAGUUGAGGAAAUGCUGUGGCUUCUCGGUUCCUUAGAGUCCUAGAAAAAUAAAACAAUAAAGAGGCAGCCUUUUUAUUUAAAAGAUCUUUCAAGCAGAGAAAUACUGGUGGAACUGAGGUGCCGAAUGUUUCGUUAGUGUUUACCUAAGCGUUUUUUGGGUGGAGAUCCUGAGGACCACUGCUAUGCUGGCUGCUUCCUUGAAGCCUUGCCUGGAAACACACCUGUCUGUUCCUCGGCACUCAGACGUGAGGAAAACAACAGGAGCUGCUAAUAAAAAGCGAAGCUCUGUACAGAAAUCAUUUCUCUGUGUGUUUGCUUAGGUAUUUCUUGACCUCUACCCACUUACAACAAGAAAGGAACCAAAAUUAUGCUGGGUGACCAGAGGAAACCUUGAAAGGGUUCACAUUGAUAGCUAAGUUUGCACAGUGCUAAUCCCUAAAAAUGCAUUUAUCUUUAAACUCUCAGAUUAUCACAAACUACAGAAUCACUAUAUGGCUUUCGUUCAGUUUUGCAUGAUUUUUUAAUCAGCAUAGAGAAAUGACCACCAAAAUAAAUUAGUAUAUUAGUUCCAGCUUUAUCAGACUGUUAAGAAGAAACCAGUGGGAUUUGGACAUAUUUUAUGUAAUUGUGAUCUAAAAAUUACCUAAACUGAAGUUCUAUUUGAAUAUAGUUAAUGUAAAUUUCUAGUAUACUCAGUAGCCACAUGGAAACUAUUUCCUGGAGAAAAUUAGCAUUAUUUAAUUAAAUAUUUGCUUAUUAUUAAUAACAUUAGUAAUUUGCAAUACAUUCCAAUUUUUUGUGUGAUGCAGUAGUGAAUAUUACAAAAAUAUACACGUUCUUUUGGUGUUUGGUGUUUCCUCAGGGUGUGCUGAGGCGACCCAGAUCAAAGUCUGUGCAUGAUCAUGAUGAGGACACUUUCUAAUAUUCCUGUUGCAUAAGCUGUAAUUCUUACUCAAAAUUUAAUUUCAAAUGCUUGUAAUUCUGGCUGAAACAUUAAGAGAAUCAUGAAAACUGGACCCAUAUGAAAUAAACGUUUUGAAAUACAGA
Molecule: messenger RNA, 6503 nt
Organism: Oryctolagus cuniculus (rabbit)
Lineage: Eukaryota; Metazoa; Chordata; Mammalia; Lagomorpha; Leporidae
Source: RefSeq, a predicted model, not a curated record